AGUCCCCCAGAUGGAUCCUUCCAAGCGGCCCGAUGCUGAGCGACUCUCUGAGAGGAUGGCCCUGCCAUCUCCACUUCUACGUAAGGGCAACAGUCACUAGUGUGUUCUCUUCAGGCACGGAAACAAAUACUCGAAGGAAACCUCUGGAAGAUUUCUUUUUCUCUUUUGAACUCUGCCAUGUAUUGCCGCAGGCCAUGUCCACGUGGAAAUCGAGGCUCACCAAAAGCCUGAAGCUCCCGUCUCGAAGGAUGCACUCCUUCCCAUGCUCGGCUUUGCUGUCCUGUUUUGGCAAUACCAGGGAAAAUGCUACCUUUGAUCAGUCCAGCUCGGCGGAUACUCACUCUGCCAUCUAUGUCCAGCCCAUGGCCAAAGCAGGCACACAUCCAAGUCACCCAAAGGUGGAAGAAAGAGCUGCAGAGAAAAGGCGAGAUUCUGGUAUACACUUGGAGCAAAAUGGCACCGCAAAUGGCAAUAACAGCAAACACACUGCUGUCCAGCCUGUAGAGACCCCUGAGGAUUUUGCCAGGUCCCUGAAUGAGGAAGUAGACUGUGAAGCCGUUACUUUCCAGACGUCCAUCCCUAGACCAUCAAUUAUUGACAUGCCAAAGGAAGAAGAACCCCAUCAAGAGCCCCAGUGUCCUGAGUUGGAACAGAAGAUGCUAUCAGUGAUGAAAGGUUACGAAAGCUUUCACAACUCUGAAGAUACCACUGAGAAAUGCAGUCGUAUCCUGGGUGGUGUGGCUGGACCAUUGGCAAUAACCAGCUCUAUCAUGAUGCUGCAGUCUGCUCAGCCUAAAGGGAAGCAGAAACUAAAGGCUGAUGUUGACAUCCAGGUGACAAGCCUUGGGGAGAUCAUUUCAGACUUGAUCACUUUGUCUCUGCCUCAUGAUCAUGUGAAGAUUCAGGAUGUGGAGAAUAUGAGGCAGCUGAUGAAAGUGGUCUCUAACCAAGCAAAUGGCUUGUGCCCCAGGGCAGAAAUGGCAAAUUCCGAAUCCAGUCACAGGAGUCCAGUGGUUCCUAUGGUUCGGGAACCUGUGAUUCCCUUCAUCAGUUACACUCGGAACAGUACUAAAGACUUAUUCUCAGAAAGAGCCCACUUUGGCUUAUACAGCGACCUUGUUGAAAUGGCUAACAUUCUGACACUGGACUCCAUAGCCCAGAAUUAA
Mus musculus (house mouse) is the source of this 1166-nucleotide messenger RNA. RefSeq names its product predicted gene, 50615 (gene Fam107b). The transcript has 5 exons. NCBI's taxonomy places the organism in Eukaryota, Metazoa, Chordata, Mammalia, Rodentia, Muridae. The record is from RefSeq and is a predicted model, not a curated record. Bases 33 to 1166 code for a protein of 377 amino acids.